AUGGUUGACACAAAUACACGCCGUUCAGGAAGGGUAGCCCCCAGUGUCAUUCGGUCGGAAACGUUCCUUUUCGCCCUUGUGGUUGUUGCUCUGGGUGUCAUUGUGCCGUAUUACACUGGGCGCCAUGGGCCUGCAAUAGCCACGUACCAAAAUGCUACUUCAGUGCCAUCGACGGUCAUCUCUCCUGCUUCUGAACCCUCUCAUAUGAUUGGAUCACCUCAACAUCCAGAGCCCGGCCAGCAACAAUAUUCCACACAUCUGCCUCAUGCAGUACCGGUCGCAGCAGUGGUCCAGCCUCCAACUCCGGCUCCCAUUACAUACAUUGUCCCCUUUGUGAUCUCAGCUGUCAAGGGGGGUUUCAGGUUCCUCCAGCGCAUCUCCAUAUAUGCACUUAAUAUUGUGCAUGCAGCCGUGUUCCGUCCUCUGAGGCUCCCCCUGGCCAUGGUAUGGUCAGUCCUCCGACCGGUGACUCUUCUUCUCGAGAUUGUCUAUAUCCUCUUUAUUCGAACCACUUUCUCCAUCAUCUCUUGGUUUGUCACGGAAGCAAUAUAUCCGCUAUACGUAUUCUUCGGGGUUGCAGCCCUCCUAGGAGGUGGUGUGGGCUACAUGGCCUCCUAUCUCCCUGCAGCGUUGAACUUCGGCAUCACGCAAAUACGCGCUUCCGGGUUCUCGUUCACUCCUCCGAAGCCUGCACAUGCGGUGGAACGAGUGACCGCUAAACCCACUAUGAGAGGAUCUGACCGCGGCGACGACGUGAAGGCGGAAGAAGAGUAUGCGGAAACAUGGCGGAGGACUCAAGGAUACGUUUCUGGGUUUUGA
This is a messenger RNA of Cantharellus anzutake, 819 nucleotides long. RefSeq lists its product as uncharacterized. The transcript has 2 exons. Bases 1 to 819 code for a protein of 272 amino acids. The record is from RefSeq and is a predicted model, not a curated record. NCBI's taxonomy places the organism in Eukaryota, Fungi, Basidiomycota, Agaricomycetes, Cantharellales, Hydnaceae.